AAACUCUUGCUAAACAAAGUUGAUGAUAACAAUGGAAUAGCAAUAUUUUUCGGAUUCUGUCAAUCUGUUCUUACUUUGUACAGACUUUUGACUCCUUCGUAUUGCUUUGAGACACUGUAAUCGGUCGAAUACAUUAUUAGGACUGUAAUCGAUUUGCAAAUCUGACUGAUAAUGAAUUUUACUCCAAGUAGAAAAAAUGUAGCGUUAGAAGAACUCAAAAAACCCUCUUACGAUCACGAUUUACAACUGUAUCGUGAAAUUCCUGAUAUCAAUAUUAAUUUGGAUGAGUUUGAAGAAUGGGCAAUUGAAAGACUAAAGGUUUUACAAAUAUUGGAACAAUUGAGUUUGAAAGGAAACACAAGUAAUUAUGAAGAUUUUACUAAAUCUGUAGUUCAAGAAAUAAAGAAAGAAGGAUUAAAACACAUGCAUAAAUUGAUAAACGGUGGCAUUUAUAAGGAUUACAAUGAAAACUGUGUUGCGAGAAAAAGAGAUUUAUGUUCACAUUUCAUUCUUCGAUUAAUUUAUUGUAAAAGUGAUGAGUUACGAAAAUGGUUCAUCAACAGGGAAAUCGAAUUAUUCAAAUUACGUUGGACACUACUUUCAAAAAGCGAUAAACUAAAAUUUUUAUCAUCAAACAAUACUAAUUAUUCAGCUGUUAGCGAAGAAGAACAUCAAAUAAUGGUUGAUAGUAUGGGAUCUUUGGCUACAGCUGGAAAUAAUAAUGAGUAUUUUAAAGUCCGCUGGACACAAGUUUUGGAUUUAGUUCGUAAUAGAAAAGUUUACCUCUGUGAUGGAUUUGCUUAUGUUAUACAAACGGAUGUUAUCUCCGGUGUUUGCCAAACAUUUCGGUCAGAACUUUCUCAAGAAUUAGUAAAAUGUUUUCAAAAAUUCAGUAUUAUUAGUGAAGAUGAACGGUUCGGUGCUUUUAUAAAAUAUUUGCAUCAGUCCUAUAUGGGAAAAAAUUACUCUGUUACAGAAAACAUGUCUACUUUAUCUAUUAAUACUAUUGAUCAUUCUUCAAAGUCUUUUCCUCUAUGUAUGAAACGGUUGCAUGUAGUUUUGAGGAGUGAACAUCAUUUGAAACAUCAAGCUCGUCAACAGUAUGGUUUAUUUUUAAAAGGAGCCGGAUUACCGCUUGAACAAGCUUUGGUGUUAUGGAGAUCAGAAUUUACUAAGAAAAUGGAUGCAGAUAAAUUUGAUAAACAAUAUAGUUAUAAUAUAAGACAUAAUUAUGGCAAAGAAGGAAAAAAAGUAAACUAUACACCAUACAGCUGUAUGAAAAUAAUUAUGGGUGCAGUGGGUUUGGAUGAAUAUCACGGGUGUCCAUAUAAACAUACUAAUAGUCAAGCAUUAAAGCAAUUACUUGAGACUUCUAACAUUUCAACUCAAAGUAUUCAAGAAAUUUUAAAUCUGUCUCAAAAUGGACAUUAUCAAAUUGCUUGUACAAAAUAUUUUGAAGCACAUAAUGGUGUAUCACCUUCUUGCACAGCUAUCAACCACCCAAAUCAAUUCUUUGAAGAAAGUCAAAAAUUGAAAGGAUUCAAUGUUGAAUCUACUAUCAAUGAUUCUCAAGUAAAUGAAUCGUCAGUGAUAGAUGAUAUUGAAAAUAACGAAUUUGAUCAAACAAUGGUCGAUUUUGUUGACAAAAUGGAUGAAUGAAUUAUAAUAAUAUUUUUUUACUUACUAUAAGCAAAUACAAAAAAGUAUUUGACCAACAUUUUAUCUUUUACUUUUGAUAAAGAAUAUUAUUUGAAAUAUUAAUAGCAAGUCAUAGCAGAGGCUUGUCCAAGAUAAAAGUUCAGGACGGGUCCGGUUUUAAUUAAAAUGUGUACAAUAAAUAUAUUUUUUUAAAGGAAUUUUAAAAUUUUUUUUUAAAUGUACAAUCAAUUAUAGUAUUACCUAAUAAUGAAUAUAUAUUUUUAAUUUUUAUUAUAUAAUAUGGUUGUCAACUGUUCGCGGAUGCAUGUUUUUCCUAAAAGCGCUUGACGAUUACCAAUUAAGUUUAUUUAUAGAUAGAUUAUUGUACACCGCACAAAAUAUAAUUGAUACACGGCCAUA
Messenger RNA from Acyrthosiphon pisum (pea aphid), 2058 nucleotides. Its product is annotated as DNA primase large subunit. Bases 172 to 1659 code for a protein of 495 amino acids. The transcript has 10 exons. Gene Ontology annotation, biological process: DNA replication, synthesis of primer; DNA replication initiation. Lineage: Eukaryota; Metazoa; Arthropoda; Insecta; Hemiptera; Aphididae. The record is from RefSeq and is a predicted model, not a curated record. Gene Ontology annotation, cellular component: alpha DNA polymerase:primase complex.